Molecule: messenger RNA, 633 nt
Organism: Folsomia candida
Lineage: Eukaryota; Metazoa; Arthropoda; Collembola; Entomobryomorpha; Isotomidae
Exons: 4
Coding region: 277-633 (118 amino acids)
Source: RefSeq, a predicted model, not a curated record
AAAGUUGACAACAACUGCCCUGCUGGAGCAGCACUGAUAAUGCCAGCUGUGUAAAUCGACCAGGACGUGCAUGAUGUAAGAUGUAAGAUGUAAGAUGUAAGAUAAAAGCUGACUCGUACAUAGAUUAAAACUUGAUCAUUCCAUGCUUGCACAGCAAAAAGAAAUACAGCACAUCAAGUAUAUGAGUUGCAAAUAUAAAAGCGUGAGGCAACCAUCACUAGUUAAUUAUUAUUCUUGCAGCACAACAGACAACCCUCUUAUCUAUUCAAGAAAAACAUGGCAAAACUACUCUCCCUAUUGGUCAUCAUAAUCACUGGAAGUUACGCAGUAACGAUGCCAUAUCCGGCGGUGACGCUUGGACUUGGCGAGAUGGCAACCUGUAUUGGCUGCGUGCAUCGGAAUAACACGUACGCUGUGUGGGAUGCUGAAGAACAGAUCCACCCACGGGGAAGCUGUCUCCACGUGGAUUCAAUUUUUGAGGAUCCAUGCAGGAUUACUCAGGCCAUUUUCACUCGGUGGUGGGAGUGUGCUGACUUCUUCCCAGCAGAGGAGAAGACGCUGGUGCCUCUUGUGAUGGGGGACAUGGGUCCACUCGUAGAGUGGUUCGUCUGCCCAGACGGACCUGGUAACUAA